AUGAAAAAUUUACUCGCAGAAUCCCUGGUUGAGGCUAUUUGCGCAAAGACCAAAGAACUUUUAAUGCAAGAAAGUAAUGUCGUACAUAUACAAGCUCCUGUAACAGUAGUAGGUGAUAUACAUGGACAAUUCUAUGAUUUGAUUGAGAUUUUUAAAAUCGGAGGGUUUUGUCCCGACACAAACUAUUUAUUUCUAGGUGAUUAUGUAGAUCGAGGAAUGUUCAGUGUAGAGACUAUCUCUCUACUAGUCUGCCUCAAACUACGCUAUCCACACAGAGUACAUUUGAUACGCGGAAACCAUGAAUCCAGAGGAGUUACACAAUCCUAUGGUUUCUACACUGAGUGCUCAAGAAAAUACGGAAACGCGAAUGUUUGGCACUUUUUUACAGAUAUGUUUGAUUUUCUCACCCUUAGUGUCGUUAUAAAUGAUCAGAUAUUUUGUGUGCAUGGAGGUCUCUCCCCCUCUAUUCAUUCAAUCGACCAAAUAAAGGUUAUAGACCGAUAUCGUGAAAUACCCCAUGAAGGUCCUAUGGCGGAUCUAGUCUGGUCCGACCCAGACCCCGAGCGUGACGAAUUUUCGUUGUCACCCCGAGGAGCUGGGUACACAUUUGGUGCAGAAGUCGUGAAAAAAUUCCUAGCAGUGAACAAUAUGACACACAUUCUUCGCGCGCAUCAGUUGUGUCAGGAAGGAUAUCAAGUUCUAUAUGAUGACAGAUUGAGUACCGUGUGGAGUGCUCCAAAUUACUGCUACAGAUGUGGAAAUAUGGCGAGUGUACUCGAAGUCAGCGACUUAGGUGAAAGGUUCUUUAAUGUGUUUGCGGCUGCUCCAGAAAACGACUUCUUAAAAGGAGAAUUGCAUAAUGGAACCGAAAAAGUAUCCGAUGGGAAUUCAUUGCCGGAUUACUUUUUGUAG
This is a messenger RNA of Blumeria graminis f. sp. triticale, 912 nucleotides long. The record is from the annotation of a GenBank genome assembly. Lineage: Eukaryota; Fungi; Ascomycota; Leotiomycetes; Helotiales; Erysiphaceae.